Messenger RNA from Dermacentor silvarum, 1240 nucleotides. Its product is annotated as very low-density lipoprotein receptor. NCBI's taxonomy places the organism in Eukaryota, Metazoa, Arthropoda, Arachnida, Ixodida, Ixodidae. The record is from RefSeq and is a predicted model, not a curated record. Bases 465 to 1064 code for a protein of 199 amino acids. The transcript has a single exon. Gene Ontology annotation, molecular function: protein binding.
CGUAACUCUGCUCAAGACAUGGGUUCCUAUGCAAACGUCGCCCAUUCUUUGCCCAUAUCUGUGGUCUGCAAUGAGCUAACUCAUAACUCAUCACAAGUUCCUUGUUGAUCGGCUCUCGUUCAAGAUGCGUGAACCCGUCAGUUCCUUACAUUUCGGCCAAUCACGCAACACCGACGGCUCAAAAGAGUGACGUCUUUUCGGCGUACCAGGCGUCACGGAACGCGUUGCAAGAAGGCUGGAACAAUAGAGCACGCAGAAUGCGCUGCGAGUCUCAUGACUCAACCGACAUAAGCACGCGCUCGAGCUCGCGAUCUUUCAAAAGCGUCGCGCAAUUCAGAGGUUCGCAAGCACGGCGCCACCGCUCGACGGCAUCCUCAGCGUUAGUGGUUCAGGCCAGGGUAUAUAACAUUCCGCUAUGCUUUCUCUUCAUUUGAGCACCAGCUGCCAGAGGGACCAGUGCCGUGAUGUCUGCCAUUCCUGCAGCCCUGCUGUUUCCACUGGUCUUCCUUAGCGCUCUCAGCAGAGCAGUCACCUACAGCGUUCAAGUUGCUCGAACAUCGGACCCUUGCUUGACAAACGAGUUCAAGUGCGCAAGCAGCGGCUACUGCAUUCGGGUGUCGUGUCUCUGCGACGGAAGAAACGACUGCGACGACGGCUCCGACGAAAGAGACUGCGAAGGCGGCCGCAAGUGCUCGGUGACGGAGUUCCAGUGCCAGAACGGCCAGUGCAUCUCGAGCUGGCGGCGGUGCGACGGUAGGCCCGACUGCGACGACCUCUCGGACGAAGGCAAGGCAAUCUGUGGGUCCGAGACUUGUCAUCCAGAUCACUUCGCGUGCAAGAACCGUACCGGCGCUUGUAUUCCCGCCGAAUGGCGGUGCGACCGAGUUCGCGACUGUGCCGACGGCUCCGACGAACAAGACUGCCCGAAUGUGACCUGUUCGGACGAGACGGAGUUCGCUUGCAGAAACGGUCGAUGCGUCCUGCGGGGUUGGAGAUGCGAUGGUGAUAACGACUGCGGCGAUGGAUCGGACGAAGAGAACUGCCCGCUUGACACGCGUUCGUAGUCAAAGUUCGCGUGCAGCAGUGGCGAAUGCAUCCCGAGUCGGCAACGAUGCAACGGCCACCGCGACUGCCAAGAUUGGUCGGACGAAGAUGUGAACACGUGCCCAACAAGGACAUGCCACGUCGAUGAGUUUGCCUGUGGGCUUCCCGCUCACACCUGCGUCCCCGUGAAGUCUCG